Molecule: messenger RNA, 1487 nt
Organism: Phragmites australis (common reed)
Lineage: Eukaryota; Viridiplantae; Streptophyta; Magnoliopsida; Poales; Poaceae
Product: protein DECREASED SIZE EXCLUSION LIMIT 1-like
Exons: 4
Coding region: 1-402 (133 amino acids)
Molecular function (GO): protein binding
Source: RefSeq, a predicted model, not a curated record
AUGCCGCCACAGCCGCUUGCGCUGCUCACCUUCAUGUUCUGCUCUGCUCUUGACUCUGUUGUGCUCUGCUCCGUUCGUGUUGGAGCAGUAGAUGCAUUUACUCUUAGGAAAGAAAUAGAACUUGAGCAGCCAGGUGUUGCUGGCACAGCGAUUCGGCCAGACAACAAGAUUGCAGCAUCCGCUGGUUGGGAUCACAGGAUUCGAGUGUAUAACUACAAUAAAGGAAAUGCUCUUUCUGUGUUAAAGUAUCACGGUGCUCCGUGUAAUGCGGUGACUUUCUCAUCUGACUGCAAGCUGAUGGCUUCAUGCUCGGCGGAUACUACAGUUGCAUUGUGGGAGCUCUAUCCCCCCAAAGCUCCAAGCAAAGUAGACAUGGCAACGACGGAUGAGGUCUCCUGUUAAUUUACUUAGACCUUCAGUGCCGAAACGUAGAUAAGUGGAUGGUAUCGCAAACGAGUGAGACUGUGAGAGCAAGAUCAUUAUGAUUUUGAUGCCAACAGACAAGUGAAGGAAAAGAAAGAACUGAAGAUGCAACUCUCACUGUAAGGCGGCAGCCAUGCACAUACAUGUGUUGAGAAAAAUAUGAACUUUAAUGUUUUUCUUGGGCCGGUUUUUCUCUGCUGGACUGGCUGCCCGUUGGCUUCGGCUCGGUCCAAGCCCAUUCGGUGGUUGAUACAAGGGGCAGUGGUCUAGCUAGGAUUGGUGAUGAGAACUGAGAAAGACCAAGGAAGAGAGAGGAUACGGUGGCCGUUGAGUGGCGGUGGCGGUGGAGUAACCGUCUCUCUGAUCCUUUCAGGGGUCGUGUGGGGUUAGAUGGCACCACUGCAUCUAUAUGUAGGUCUUCUUCUUUUUUUACUGGUUUUCUCUUUUGGUUCUUGGGGAUCGUCUUCUGUUCUGGAUCUGAGUGGAGCACAGGCUUUGGACCGGUGAUUAGGAGAUGCAAGGGUUGGGUGGAGGAGCUUGUUUGUUGGUGCUCAUCGGAGCUGUGAUUGUGGAGGCUCACCUGCACGCGCUGAUGCGGUGAGGCUUUAUAGUUCCAUCUUUCUCGCUGGCGGCAACGACGAUAAAUAGGAUUUCUGGGACAAUGACUGGAGAGUCGUGCCUUGUCUCGGUCCUCAGUAUAUUUGAACAAAUUGCUCUGUGAGUACUGUUUUUCCUCUUCGGUUCUGGAUAACAUAAUUUCAUAUAAGGUUUUAUUGCUUGAUCACGAUGAAUAUGUGUUGAGAUUGGGUAUGAUUUUGAGUACACUAGUAUAGGCCUGUGAAGUCUCUAGUUCUGUGAUAGAAUCUGCUAGCCCUUUGAAAUGUGAUAGAAUCUGCUAGCCCUUGGAAAUUGCUUGAUGUGUAUUUGGUUAUGUUCCUGUACACUGUGAAAUACAUGUUUGUUUAGUUCAAAGUUUGUGUACUUUGUUGGUAUAGCAGCCAUGUCCUCGAUGAUAUCUUGAGAACUCUGUCAAGUUCUAUAUUUACUAGCUCAGACUUGAAAAC